UUCAUCAUAUCACCAGAAGUUCGUACUUUCGACUGUCUUACGUCUUACUCCAUCGUGUACGUGUCAGAGUGAAAAUAAAGCAAACUAGACAUGUCUGGACGCGGUAAAGGCAAAGCGAAGGGAAGUAAGUCGAAAACACGUUCUUCAAGAGCUGGUUUGCAGUUUCCCGUCGGCAGAAUUCACCGUUUGCUACGAAAGGGAAAUUACGCAGAACGAGUUGGCGCUGGAGCUCCCGUUUACAUGGCCGCCGUAUUAGAAUACCUGUCGGCAGAAAUACUAGAACUGGCUGGGAAUGCUGCUAGAGACAACAAGAAGUCAAGAAUCAUUCCCCGUCAUCUUCAGCUGGCUGUUCGAAACGACGAGGAACUGAACAAGUUGUUGGCUGGUGUCACAAUUGCUCAGGGAGGCGUACUGCCAAACAUUCAGGCUGUGUUGUUACCUAAAAAAUCUGAGAAAGGAAGCAAGGCCGCCCACUAGAAUUCGGAUUGAAACUUAAGUUCAUAAGUUUCCCAACCCGGCCGUUGAGUUCGCAAACACAAGGGAAAGACCUUCAUUGCUAUUUCAUUGCUAUCGACUUGUACAGCCUGAGACAGUAAAUAAUUAAGACUUAAUGCAAGACAUUUUAAGAACUAGCGUUCGCACGCUAUGAAUUUCAAUAUCGAGUUACAGAUAAACUAUAAGAAAAUAAGCUUUUUGUUUUUCUUUUGCUUGAAUUGUGGAUAAUUUGUCAAUUCAGUUAACCGAGCACUUUGUUUGAACAUCUCACGGUUUGUCUGAACAUUUCAGAGGACAUAAGUGAGGGAAAAUUCCGUUUAUCUUUGCAGUAUCGAUCAGGGACACUGAUGUUAUUUAUAUGACUUUAUAAAUGCAAUGUUCAAUGUUUAAA
Molecule: messenger RNA, 886 nt
Organism: Orbicella faveolata
Lineage: Eukaryota; Metazoa; Cnidaria; Anthozoa; Scleractinia; Merulinidae
Product: histone H2A pseudogene
Source: RefSeq, a predicted model, not a curated record